ACGUCGGUGUUUUGAUUCCCUCGUAAUGUUUUGAUAGAUUUUUUAAUAUGAGAAUGAAUCUAAAACUUUUUCUUUUUAAUUUUUGGGUAAUGUGUUCUUAUUUUGGCAAAUAAUGAGCUUUCGGCAAAUCUGUGUAAUCUAAGAAGCUGAAUCAAUCAACUUCUUUUUACUUGAGAGCUCUCUGAUUUGUUGCCCAAGCAAACAUCAAUUGAUCUUUACUUCUUUCAUCAACAACUCCACAAAGUUCAAAAUUGAGCUCAACCAAAUCAAAAUCGAGUCUCUUUUUUUUUUUUUUUAGUCAAAUUGAAAUCAACAUCGAAAUUGUGCUUUCUUCUUUGAUUCUUCCGUCUUUCGCAAUUUCAUCUUCCAGAUUAGUCUUUCUUGAAUUGGAGUUUUAACAGCUUCGUGAUGGACUUCGAAUCGUUUGAUAGCAGUGGAACAGAUGAUGAUCUGCCACCGUCGCAUAGGGUUCCACGAGGAGGAGGAGGAGGAGGACGUGUGUCUGUUAAUGGUAGACCUGCUAAUCUUCCUCCAUCUUACCCUAAAAUGUAUGACGCUGAUAUGGAAGCUCAGAUUCACCAGUUUGAGAAAGAAGCAUACAUCUCUAUUAUUAGAGCCUUUAAAGCUCAAGGAGAUGCUAUUUCAUGGGAAAAAGAAAGUGUAAUAACUGAACUACGUAAAGAGUUGAGUAUAGGGAAUGAGGACCAUAGAGAGCUUCUAGGUCGUGUUAACGCAGAUGAUACACUACAAAGGAUAAGGGAAUGGAGACAGUCUGGAGGAAUCCAACAAAGUAUGCGCAAUGCUGCUCAACUGGUUCACGAUACAUUGCCAUGCCCUUCUGUUUCAGCUUCUAUGAAGAAGCACAAACCAAACCAGCCUAUUCCUUCUCAACCAUUCUCCAGUCCGUCACCUUCUUUUCAUCCUCAAGCUGAUCCCACUCACCCCUUUGCUUCAUCGGCAGCUAAACGAGGAUCUGUUCCUAUUGUCAAGGGCAAAAAGCAUAAAUCAGUUUAUCCUGGUUCGUCUUCCGCAAAACCUGUCUCAUACAAUCCUUCAGAUCAACCUCCACGAGGACAAGUCAUGAACAGAUUACCAUCUGUUCCUACUAGUUCAAGUGAACCCACAAACGGAACCGAUCCUGAAUCUUUUAUAGGAAGAAGAGUUAAAACAAAGUGGCCUGAUGACAAUACAUUUUACGAUGCUGUCAUCACCAAGUAUAAUCCAGUUGAGGGUCGUCAUGCUUUAGUUUAUGACAUUGGAACACCUAAUGAGACAUGGGAAUGGGUUAAUCUCACAGAGAUAUCUCCUGGGGAUAUAGAGUGGAUAGGAGAGGAUCCUGGGGUUGGUAAUCGAUAUGGUUAUAAUGGACAAGGUCAUGGACUGAAUAGAACUACCGGACCCAACAGUGUUCCACAACGAGGAAGCAGUUUGGCGAAGAACACUAUCAGAAAGGAUUUCAGAACAUCACAAAAUGGAACUGGGAAGAAGAAACAUCACGAUAUACGGAUCCGUCAAACAAAUGUCCUAAUCAGAGAGGUGGAGAGAGUUCUUGGUGCACACAAUCCAGAUCCUCAAGAAGUUAAAAGGGCUAAGAGAAUUUUAGAGGAGCAAGAGCAUGCACUUGUGGGCGCCAUAGCAAAACUUGGAGAUAUUUCCGAUGGAGAAAACGAAGGUUCCUUUCGUCGAUAGCUUAUGCAUAAAUCAAGCCAUUUUGCCAAGGCACAGUGUCAUGUAAGGUCCACUGAGACUCUGAGAGCCGGUGAAGAAGAGAUCUAAGGUCAGAGUCUCAACUUAUGUAACCCUUUUUUUGGGUAUCUGACUGUAAUUUUUGCUGACACUAGGGGUCAGAGUUCUUGGUUUUGUUGGAUAUAUGUUCAAUUGAAUGGUUUCGGUAUCUGGUCUUUGUAGCUCUAGCUUUUGUAAGGGA
Molecule: messenger RNA, 1927 nt
Organism: Camelina sativa (false flax)
Lineage: Eukaryota; Viridiplantae; Streptophyta; Magnoliopsida; Brassicales; Brassicaceae
Product: protein EMSY-LIKE 4
Biological process (GO): defense response to fungus
Cellular component (GO): nucleus
Source: RefSeq, a predicted model, not a curated record